UAUUUUUUCAGCACAAGCUUCCAGUACUGUCAACUUACAAAAGGUUCAUCCCUAACCACACAUAACUGAAUGAAAUGGACAAAGAAAGACAGUUGGCUCUUUGUGCACCAAGUAUCCUCGUCUUUUGGGAUCUCCCACCACGUCUUCCCUCCAACAAAAAUCUCAAUCUGCUUGGAAUAAUGAUAGGACCAACUUUUUCAAAAACUUCUCAAAGAACUGAUGAGUUUAUUGAUUGGUUGGGGAAACAGAUCAAUCACAUAAGAAGGUGGAGCUUAAACAACCUCCAAGUGAAACAUUCCCUACAUCUUUCAGUGUUCAGGAAAAUCAAAAACCAUCAGUGCAGGAAUAUGGAAAAGGACCUGAGAAGAUUUCUGCAGCCCAGUCUCUUUCUUAUGCUGUACUUGUCACAUGCGAAGUCCAUCCAAACAGUUAAUCUGGUGGAUUUCUGUGGACAGACCAUCAGGGCUGAUGGAAUCAUUGUCAACUCACACCAAGAAUCUCAGAAGUACUAUUUUGUCACAGUCGGGACUGAUUGUAGAUUUACGAUGCAAGCCAUUUCACCAAAGGACAAAGUUCAUUUCCAGUUUAGAUACUUCUUGGUAUAUAGCCUGCUGAGAGAGUCUUCUAUCCUUCAGCCCCUGACCUUGCCUCCUCUACUGCAGCGCAAUGUGACAGGACCUCUGUCCCUUCUAAACACCAGUAGGUCUGGGACAGGAGCUGCUUUGCCACUCAGAGGAGAGGAGAUCACUGACACAUGCAAUGCUGGAUCAUUCGUGCAAUUCUAUGAUGGUAAGGAUAGAACUUCUUCACCAAUUGGCUCUCUUUUAUGUGGAAAGAACAUCCCUGAGCCAAUUUUAUCAACUGGCGACUACCUAACUCUGAGACUGGUCACCAGAGGUCAACAGCCCAGGGUGGACUUUGUUGGACAUUUCACAUCUUACAGGCCUGAUGAUACCUCCAUCUUGCCAGCUGUCAAUGAAACCAGUACUAAGACCAUGGAGCACAACUCUCCGUCACCUUCUACCAAUUUCAGUACUUUUUGCCAGACACAAAGAAGACACCAUCAUCUUCCUUCAAACAAUAUUCCUUAUCUUGACUCUGCUGCAGACAACAAAUCACAUGUUUCGCUCCUCACUCUCUACAUCAUCCUUGGAGUCAUUGCAGGGGUCGCGCUACUGUUGUGGUGUUGCUGGUCACCAGGCCGGUUAGUUUGGAGGCUCAGUUUCUGCAGAUUUCUGCCAUGCUGUAUCUGCGCUGCCUGCCAACUCUGCACGCACAGCUGCUGUCGGAUGGACAAGAGCCGACUGACCAAGGUCACUCCACAGAGUACAGUCCCCAUACCUGUGUGAUAUCUAUUGACAAAGUUCCUCCCCUUUCCCCCUAAAUGUAUGUCAUUAAUAGCCUGACCAGAGUUUGGUACUGCUGCAGCCUGAUAUUGCUAAGUUCCCAGGGGUACAGAUUGGUUGUAACA
Molecule: messenger RNA, 1471 nt
Organism: Hypanus sabinus (Atlantic stingray)
Lineage: Eukaryota; Metazoa; Chordata; Chondrichthyes; Myliobatiformes; Dasyatidae
Gene: ldlrad2
Product: low density lipoprotein receptor class A domain containing 2
Exons: 5
Coding region: 75-1349 (424 amino acids)
Source: RefSeq, a predicted model, not a curated record